Balaenoptera acutorostrata (minke whale) is the source of this 699-nucleotide messenger RNA. RefSeq names its product phosphatidylinositol glycan anchor biosynthesis class Y (gene PIGY). The record is from RefSeq and is a predicted model, not a curated record. NCBI's taxonomy places the organism in Eukaryota, Metazoa, Chordata, Mammalia, Artiodactyla, Balaenopteridae. Bases 1 to 216 code for a protein of 71 amino acids. The transcript has a single exon.
AUGUUUCUGUCUCUUCCUACGUUGACUGUCCUUAUUCCGCUGGUCUCGUUAGCAGGGCUGUUAUACUCGGCCUCCGUGGAAGAAAACUUCCCGCAGGGCUGCACUAGCACAAGCAGCCUGUGCUUUUACAGUCUGCUCUUGCCGGUCACCAUACCCGUGUAUGUGUUCUUCCACCUUUGGACUUGGAUGGGUAUUAAACUCUUCAGGCAUAAUUAAUACAACCAGAGCCAAGACGGUAUAUCCUAAGGAUAGGCUUGAGUGUCUGCCUCUGAAAGUUCAACUACAUGGAAAUACUGGACACCCACUUAACGUGCAAGAAAGAUGCUUUGCCUAGCUUCUGUUAGAGGUUUAGGAUUAGGGGAGGCUUAAGCUGCAGAGGCUUCUUUAUUGUACUUUGGUUCUGCCCUUGUUUUUUGAAGGUUCUUAUUUAUACCUGGGGUAUCAGGAGAAACAUUUCAAGAGUGUCUUGUUGGAAAUUAAUAGCCCCAGCCAUCAUCUGAUGACUUUAUGUCUUAUCCCAUUCAUAAUUAAAAGUUACUAAUUUGAAAUCUUUUAUGUUUAUUUUACAUUCAGAGUCUGGUAAAGUCAUAUGUUAAGGAUGACUGAAAUAAUUCCAGAGGAGCUCUGUUGGAGUAGUUGUAGAGAAAUGGAUUUGAAUUAAUGUGGUAUAAAACUGUAAUAAAAUGGAAACUUCAUGUA